This is a messenger RNA of Polyodon spathula (Mississippi paddlefish), 5181 nucleotides long. Its product is annotated as neuronal-specific septin-3-like. Gene Ontology annotation, cellular component: septin ring; cell division site; microtubule cytoskeleton. Lineage: Eukaryota; Metazoa; Chordata; Actinopteri; Acipenseriformes; Polyodontidae. Gene Ontology annotation, molecular function: molecular adaptor activity; GTP binding; GTPase activity. The coding region runs from base 222 to 2696 and encodes 824 amino acids. The record is from RefSeq and is a predicted model, not a curated record. Gene Ontology annotation, biological process: cytoskeleton-dependent cytokinesis. The transcript has 11 exons.
AGAUACUCCAGCUGUGCAGUUAAUUCCACCAGCACAGGACAGCGCUUGUGUGUAAAGAGGUUGUCAUUGUCUAACAUUUUAUUAUCCAACUCGGAUUAGAGUUCAGCCAAGUGAAAAUACUUCUUUGGAAAAUAUAGACAUUGCGUCUUUCGUAAGGGAAAAAAAAAAAAAAAAAAUUGUGCAAAUUCGGGGAAUUUAGUGGGACCUGCGAAUCUGUCAGGAUGUCGGACCUGUCUGUGAAUGAUCAUUUGGAGGGGAUACUGUCAGACUUUGAGGCAUUGAAGAGAUCCUUCGACAUUGACAAUGUGGACGAUGUCCCUACAUUUUCUUCCACCUCUACCCUCAACUCUUCCUUCAGCCCCUCAGCCAGCAGCCUUAUCCUGUCCAAAACCAAUGAGGGCAGAGGACCUACCGCCCAUGUCCAGCCCACUUACCAGUCAAGGAUCAGUAUCAGCUCUAGCCUGGCCCCCAGCCCAGUCAUGAAGAACAAAAUGGUAUCCAGCCUUUCCUUCAACCGAGGUUCCAUGGCCAUAGCCAAAACUAAUGGUAACACUGGCACUAGCAUCACUCGGGUCUCCUCCUUCCAGACCAAGUUUAACCCCAACGGCUUCUCCUCGUCCUGUGGGCCGGGAAGCGACAAUGACAGCCUCCAUAGCUCCACCUCCAGCCUGGAAUACCAGGCAUCCUCCAAACUCAGCUCCUGCGCAAGCCCUCCCCAAAGCUCCUGCGCAAGCCCUCCCCAAAGCCCAAUGGGGAUGAGCGACUUCAAACCCCAGCGCAUCUGCAGCCCAGCACUGCAGAAGUUCUCCUCCCAUGGCAAUAUGUUCCAUUCUGAAGUAGAGCCACCUCUUGCCUUGCCCGCAGAGCCCAUGAGGGUGAACCACGGUUCAAUGCCUUCUCUGGAUCUCCGCAUCACUGAAAGUCGAGGGGCUGGAAAUGCCAGAUCACCAAGCUUGGGGUACCGCAGCUCUGGUCCCACUUGGAAUGCUGCCUCUCUCAGGCAGAACUCCGGGCCUCUUCGAAGGGAGCCCUCUUUCACUUCCGGUACCCAGUCUCCCAAACCAAAGGAUCCCACAAAAUUGAACAAAUUUCCUCUGGAUCUUGAUAACCUGGUGGCCAAACCUCAAGAAGCUCCAAAAGAGGCUUUCCCUAAGCCAGCCCCUAGAUCCCACCUCAAGUUGAGCAGCCCCACCAGCUCAGCCAGCCCUGCAGUCUCCACCAGCAGCUUGGACACUGUAGCAGCAGGGAUACACAGCAAAACAGCCAAAGCCGGCUCCAUGCCCCCUCCAGGGCGCUUCCCAGUCCCCAGUGUCAGUGAGUCUCCUGUCCCCCUUUCACCGCCCCAGACACCCCAGUUCCGUCUCGUCUCACAGCCCCAAGUUGUGCAGCUCUCCCCAGUAGCUCAGCCCUCAACUGCUCAGGGCAAGGUUACCCAGAAAACCCAGAUCAGCGAGGAGCCUGCCCAGGGGCCCCCUCCGCAGAAGGACAGUGUAGGCUCCAUACUUCAGAGAAUUGCCUCGUUUUCUCGAGCUGACAGCACAGGAGGACCCAAGCCAAGGGAGAACAAAUACCAUGGAAACAAGCAGGAAAGGGAGGAGCCACCAGGUCAGAGGGAGGCUGACCAGAGAAUGAAGAAGCUGGAAGCGGAAAAGUCCAUGGCAGAGCCUCAAUCAAAACCAGAUCCUGACCCCGAGCCCAAGACUGAGGCGACUGUGACAGGCCAGGACCUCUUCGGCUAUGUGGGUAUAGAGUCUGUGCUGGACCAGAUGAGACGCAAGGCUGUGAAGACCGGGUUCGAAUUCAACAUCAUGGUUGUAGGUCAGAGUGGACUGGGCAAAUCGACCCUGGUUAACACUCUUUUCAAAUCCAAAGUGAGCCGGAAAUCCUGCAAUCCCUCAGUUGAGGAAGGCAUCUCCAAGACAGUGAACCUACAGUCCAUCAGUCACGUUAUUGAAGAGAAAGGAGUCAAAAUGAAGCUGACCGUGAUCGACACGCCAGGGUUCGGAGACCAGAUAAACAAUCUGAACUGCUGGGAGCCAAUUAUGAAAUACAUCAACGAGCAGUACGAGAAAUAUCUGAAGGAGGAAAUCAACAUUAACAGGAAACGCAAAAUCCCAGACACCAGAGUCCACUGCUGCGUCUACUUUGUACCCCCCACUGGCCAUUGUUUACGCCCCCUGGACCUGGAGUUUAUGAAGCGAUUGGGCAAAGUAGUGAGCGUCGUCCCAGUGAUCGCCAAAUCGGACACCCUCACCCUGGAUGAGAGACAGCGGUUCAAAGAGCGGAUUCGACAGGACCUGUGGACCAAUGGAAUUAAAGUAUACCCACAGAAGGAGUACGAUGAGGAUGCAGAAGACAGAAUAUUAAACGACAAAAUCCGGGAAAAGAUCCCCUUUGCAGUGGUGGGCACAGACAAAGAGCACCAAGUGAAUGGAAAAAAUGUCCUAGGCAGAAAAACCAACUGGGGAGUCAUUGAAGUUGAAAAUGUUGCACACUGCGAGUUUGCCAACCUGAGAGAUCUGCUCAUCAGGUCACACCUGCAGGAUUUGAAAGAUGUCACACACAACAUCCAUUAUGAGACCUACCGGGUUCAGAGGUUAAACGAAAGCAACUUGAACGGCCUUGGACUUUCAACAUUGCCUCUGGCUUCAGUGAAUGGCACGGUGGUGAGAAAGGAGUCGGAGAGCAACCUUUAAAAGGAGGGAGGGAAACCAAAACAAAGUCAUCAGAUAAUGGUUUUGGCUGGCCUGCCCCCCCAUUUCUUUAUCCCCUCCUCCUGCAGUGUACCACAAUAAAAAAAAAGAGAACAUAGUGUUACCAAGAAAUGGUACGGUAUUGGACAAGCAGUUUUUUUGUUGUUUUUUUUUUUCGGUUUGGGGUGAUGAAGUGGCACGUUGCCAUGGAUACUCUGGGGUGGGCCUUGACCACAGAAAGCGGACCUGGUUGAUGUUGGGUCAUUUGACAGCUGUACAUGGCGAAAUAAAAAUAAAAAAUAGGGGCAAAUACAAACAUCCCCCCUGUUAGAGCUUUGAGCUGCCUUAAGCCCAUCUGUACUUUGUAAAUGCCAAUCUCCUAGUCAGUCAAUCGAAUCUUCAGUGGGGACCUUGUGUAACCAUUUGAAAGUGCUUGAAGGCAGACUUGGGCAUAGAACCCCCUAAUGAAGCCACAGGCACAGCUAACAGUGCUCGGCAAGGACUUUGAGAAUGAAAGAGAAACAUGCAUUGAUCAAGUGUGUUCGUAGCCCACCUUAGACGCUUUGAAUUUUUGCCCUUACUUUUAUCGUUUUUUUGCCUCAUUAAGAUUUUUGAAAGGUGUUAGUAUUGCCAAACAGCAUCCCGAUUUCAUGUUACAAUUGUCAAAAGAAGCCUGUUGGCCAUAAAGCCAAAUGCUAAAUUCUCCAAUUGCUAGAACAUUAAAAAAAAAAAAAAAAAAAAAAAAAAAAAAAAAAAAAAGGCAAAUUACUGACUUAACAAGCCCUGCUUACAAAAUCAUCUAUCAUGAUUCUCCUUAUAGAUCAUGUUUGUUUGGCAGUAAUGACAUUAAAAUAUUCAAGUUCUAGUUGGACUUGGAGAAGGGGGCUCAAAAGAGAUUCACUAACUUUAUAAUGGACAGCUCCUAAACAGCAGUGCCAUCUAGUGGCACUCACUGUAACCGAAACUUUUCUGCAGGAGACCAGUUUAUUCCAAUGCCACUGACAGUAUUGCAUGGCAAGUGUACUGCCUUUGUAAAUGCUGUUAAAUGGGUCAAAAACUUCUGCCUGACCCCCCUUUACAAAGUGUUUGUUUUCUCUUCUGGAAUCAAUGAAUCCCUUUAACCGGGAACAGGACUCCACUUUAAUCUCCAGUGCAGUUACGUUGCAUUUCGUUAACAGACUUGCACUGGAGAUUAAAGUGGAGCCUGCAGUUUUAAUCUCCCAACUCUUGUGCAUAUUAAUUUUUUAAUGAUUCUGAAUGUUUUGUACUGUAGUAACAGUGGUUUUUCGUUUGUUUUUUGUUUAAUAUGACAGUUUAUUUGUGAUUAAACACAUCAUACUCUGUAUAUACUCUUAGCUCAACUGCUUGUUCUCUGCACAGCUAUGCAACCCACCAGUUGCCUUUUUAAAAAGCAGGUUGCCUCGGUUACCUGAACAGUGCUUGCUCCACACAUACAAGUAAGCUUGAGUGUAAUACUGGUAAAGUUCCAGUGUUUUAAAGCCAGUACUUAAUAAUUAAAGUAGUACAGUAAACUGCAACAGUUCUAGCACAGACCCUGAUAUUAAAUCUAGUGCAGCUAAUGCAGCAUAAAAAAAAUUUAAAAUCUCAUUGCAUUGUGUUUGAACCAUUUCAGGUUUUGCAAAGACCCAAGCCAUGCCUAAGCUUUCUUGAGCUACUGCCAAAACUAAAAGCUGGAGUGGUUCAAACCACCACAGUAAUUAUAAUGCAACCUUGUUCUGGAAAUGUCAGCCUUCCUUUUCUUGUGAAAGAUGCCUUCAAUAGUCUCCGUAUUCAGGGAUCCAACCGCUAGCACUAUGAGAAUGCAGCAGAUUUUCUGAGCAAUAUACUGGAGCAAUAUACUGGCGCUCUUUCAAAGUCCACUCUACCACCAGGACUAUCACGUCCCAGUUACAUAUAGAAACCCCAUUUGUGCUGCAAUACCAAACAGUAAUACUGGUGUAAAUGUUACUAAAACUAUUGAAAAGCUAUUAAAGAAAAAAAAAAAAAAAAACUAAAAUUAUUCCAGGUACUUUUCAUGGAUACAAAUGGGAACCAUCUUUCAGACAUUUGAAUAAACCAAACUUCUUAAAAUUUUUAGUAAACUCCCAACUGUGCUGAAGAAUCUAUAGUUACUAGUACUGGUAUGUAACAUUUCAGCAGCAAUAUGCAGUUGUUGAAGCUUCCACAAAGUGAAAUAUUUUUAUUUUCUUACAUCAUCUUGUGUCAAAAUUAUUAAAAUCAAACUGAGAAAUCGUGGAUUAACAGGAGAGAAUAAUAAAGCACACCUAAGAUAAGUAAAGAAAUUAUUUUCAAAUCAGUCACUAAGUUCAUGGUGCUUUUGGUUAAUAAGGCUAGGGGGGUUGCCAGUUUUACUGUCACUGUUAUACUCAUUAAUAUCCCAGCCUCUUGUUCUGCUGCUCUGUAAUGAAAUGGGCUGCAAAGUUUUAAUGUAAAUGUUUAUGGAUUGUAUUAAAAGUUAAAAGUCAAA